Messenger RNA from Musa acuminata AAA Group (dessert banana), 1870 nucleotides. Its product is annotated as beta-glucuronosyltransferase GlcAT14B. NCBI's taxonomy places the organism in Eukaryota, Viridiplantae, Streptophyta, Magnoliopsida, Zingiberales, Musaceae. Gene Ontology annotation, cellular component: membrane. The coding region runs from base 430 to 1707 and encodes 425 amino acids. Gene Ontology annotation, molecular function: glucuronosyltransferase activity. The transcript has 4 exons. The record is from RefSeq and is a predicted model, not a curated record.
GGCUGCCGGUAUGGCUGCCAUGGAGAGUUCUUAAUGAGCUCAUCUACCACCCGGGAGUGUGUCGAGUGUUACUGAGGCCAAUUUGGUCAUUAGAAGAGGCCUGCAAAAAUGUCUUUAUCCUUUUCCAAAGGCAUGUGGACUUGUGACCCUGCGGUGCGGAGGAGCCCUCACCCCCAAGGAAGGAACUAGAUCUGAUCUUUCCACCCCCUCUGCUUUUUUGCUCUCUGCAUCAUGGAAGAGUGCAAUCAUCAAUCAAAGCAUAACUACCAACAUCGACAACUACCUUUGUCCUACCACCAUCCCCUCUAAUCGCCCCUUCUCUUGCUUCGGGAAAGCUGGUUCUGUACUCCAUACCUAUUAGCUUCACACUGUUCUGUACCCUUCCCAUGAUUUCCUCUCCUUCCAGGAUAAUCCACAGCUGCACUGCAGAUGAUCUCGGAUAUGGGCAUCAAAGCGUUCAUGAUCUCCUUCAUCACCACCUCAUUCCUCCUCUCUCUCCUGCUUCUCCCAGCGUUCCUCGGCAAAUCUAUCUCUCCCUUCCACCUAUCCGACCACCUGCGGCGGCCUCCCCAGCCGAAACCGUAUCCCGUCACCUUCGCCUACCUCAUCUCCGCCUCUACCGGCGACGUCGACCGGCUAAAGCGCCUCCUCACCGCGAUCUACCACCCCGGCAACUGCUACCUUCUCCACCUCGACGUCGAGGCCUCGCCAUCAGAGCACGCCCGGCUGUCCGACUUCGUCUCCAAGCACAAGACCUUCGCGCGAUUCCGCAAUGUCUGGCUCGUCGGCAAGUCGAACUUGGUCACCUACAGAGGACCCACGAUGCUGUCCACCACUCUCCACGCCAUGGCCGUCCUGCUCAGGAUCCGUCAGUGGGAUUGGUUCAUCAAUCUCAGUGCCUCCGACUACCCAUUGAUCACGCAAGAUGAGAUCUCAACUUCGUACAGUACACCAGCCACUUGGGUUGGAAGAUGUAAGAUGUCGACUUCAUCUUUCCCGUGUAUGAUUGAAGCAAUGAUGCAUGUAACUAUCACUCUCUCUCUCUCUCUCUCUCUCUCUCUCUUUUCUUCCUGUAGAAAGAAGAGGGCGAAGCCUAUAAUCAUAGACCCUGCGCUUUACAGCCGCAACAAGUCAGAGGUGAUCUGGUCUGCGAACCAGAGGGGCCUUCCCACUGCUUUCAAGCUUUACACAGGCUCAGCUUGGACUAUACUCUCCAGAUCUUUUGCAGAGUACUGUAUUCUUGGCUGGGACAACCUGCCAAGAACCCUCCUCCUCUACUACACCAACUUCAUCUCCUCACCGGAGGGCUAUUUCCAGACCGUGAUAUGCAACUCCAAGGAUCACCAGAACACCACGGUGAACCAUGAUCUCCACUACAUCACGUGGGACAAUCCACCCAAGCAACAUCCCUUGACUCUAGGACUCAAGGACUACAGAAGAAUGAUCCUGAGCAGUGUCCCCUUUGCGAGGAAGUUCAAGAAGAACGAUCCGGUCCUCGACAAGAUCGAUCGCGAGCUACUCCGACGCCGGAACGGGCAGUUUGCUCAUGGCGGCUGGUGCUGGAAUGGCAAGAGAGGUGGUUCCUCAGGAGGCAAUGCGAGAGGAAACUUGGGUGUUCUCAGGCCAGGGGCAGGCUCAAGGAGACUAAGAGCUCUGCUAACAAAGAUGCUCUCCCCAAGAAACUUCAGGAGAAGGCAGUGCAGGUGAGCUGCUCAGAUGAAAUCUACAUUUUUUUUUAGGUUGAGGAGAUUUUGAGAGGAAUAAAGUUGAAAGGUUCCCAUGGGAUGGAACAGCAUCAUCAACAAUGUAAUUCUUACGACUUACUUGGAUGCACAGAGUAUCUAAGUUAACACAAAAAUUGGUUUGCUUA